AUGGCGGUUGGUUUCCCACGCCCCCUCAUCGUCGGCUUGACCGUUAUGUUCGAGGUAAUCGCUAUCACCGCUGUCGCUCUGCGGUUCUGGGCGCAACGCUUGCUGAAGCACAAGUUCUUUGCACACGACAUGUGGAUCGUGAUCGGAUUUGUAAAGUUCAAACGAUUCGAACGCUCAGGUGGUCUCGGACAACAUUCUAUCGAGCUCUACGCCACGCCGUGGAAGAUUGUUGCAUUUCAAAGGGUGAGUAUCGAUCACUGA
Molecule: messenger RNA, 261 nt
Organism: Diaporthe amygdali
Lineage: Eukaryota; Fungi; Ascomycota; Sordariomycetes; Diaporthales; Diaporthaceae
Exons: 2
Coding region: 1-261 (86 amino acids)
Source: RefSeq, a predicted model, not a curated record